Messenger RNA from Lates calcarifer (barramundi perch), 5982 nucleotides. It is a transcript of the gene dyrk1b, whose product is annotated as dual-specificity tyrosine-(Y)-phosphorylation regulated kinase 1B. The record is from RefSeq and is a predicted model, not a curated record. Gene Ontology annotation, biological process: protein autophosphorylation; positive regulation of DNA-templated transcription; peptidyl-serine phosphorylation. NCBI's taxonomy places the organism in Eukaryota, Metazoa, Chordata, Actinopteri, Centropomidae. Gene Ontology annotation, molecular function: ATP binding; protein serine/threonine/tyrosine kinase activity; transcription coactivator activity. The transcript has 13 exons. Gene Ontology annotation, cellular component: nucleus. Bases 2439 to 4664 code for a protein of 741 amino acids.
AGUGGUUAUUACACAUAUACACACCGUCUCAUGUCAGAGCUUUAGCUAUGAAAUUGUAAAAGAGGAGUUUAAGGAAAUUGAGUAAAGGUUGUCUAUGUAUGCGUGUACAUAAAGUCCCAAUAUAUAUAUCCCGCUGUUACUAUAAAUGGACAGGACAGGAGAGGUCUGCUUGGAACAGACUACUGCGGUCAGAGGGAAGGUUACCGUCCCGCUAACUCACCAGGGUUGUUGAUAUCGCCCCAUAAACUCACUCGGCCUCUGAGUGCCGCUCGGUGUGAAAUUACUUGUGAAAUGUCGCUAAUGUCACUUUUCGUCUCAUGUGUGUAUCUGUCCGGGUUUUUCGGGGACUACGUGAGGCUGCGUCAGACAGACCAGCUCCGACCCCUGCCACGGGCACAUGGUAUGGUCCCUAUCGCAGGGUGGGGGAGCCGUGUGGGAGAGCAGUACAGAUUCCGUCUAACGGAGAAGCACGGAACGGGAAACGGGCGAGAAACAUGAGUCCAAAUCGCCCCAGUGAAGGUUUACAUCUUGAAGGAAUAAAAAAUCUCCACUAGUUGUGAGAAGGACAGACAAAGAAGGACGUAAGGUGAGAGAAAAGAGAGCGGAAGCAAACGGAGGAAGAGGCGCGUCAAGAAGCGAUCAGGCGUCUGACAGCAAGCUCAGGAACUCCGCUGGAUCUGGUUUCAGUAGUUCACUUUGAGACGAGUUUCAAGUUUUGGUUCGUUGCAGCUCAGACGCUGUUCGUGAUUUUACUUUGGUGUGAUUUAACUCAGAGGCGGACUCCUUCCUGGAUCGAGUAGCUGUGGUAAACAGAGGACAGUAUCAGAGUGUGGCAGUAUAAUGCAGGCCGUCAGAAGCUUGUCCUGUCUGUCUCUACAGCACGCGGAAACAUUUGGCUUCUGACCCCAGAUCCUGGAUCUAAACUCUCUGAACCCGAUUUCUCCUCCAGUGGUAUCCCAGGGGCAAGAGGUGUGUAAGUGAGGUGCAGUGUCCCUGUUCCUGCACAUAGUCCCGUUGGCCCGUGGAUACCCCACCACCAGAGGAACUUUGUCUGGAUCUGCACGUCUCUGUGAAAUCAACACGUUGCAGUGGACGGGUUUGUUUACACGUGUUUGUACAACGACUUGUUGUCACAGAGACAGCUUGUAUACUGUGUGUGGAUUACAUUAUUGCCUGGCUUUUAAAAGGUACCCUUUUCACCUUGGCGGAGGCCAGCCACCUUCUGUGCGGGUAGGCGGGUGAAGGGGAGCUGAGUGACUGCAGCUCACACAGGCUAGUGGAGCCUCUGGCUGUACAGGCUCUGUGACAUUGCCAGUGCAGGGCUGUGUGUGUCACUGGAUUAAUCUGAGUGAUAACAUCACUCCACACUGCCCCACUCUGUCCAGUGACCAGUCUCCCCAGAAAGCGCCAGUAAUUGGAGCUAUUUUUAGUGUAAGGGAUGGGGUAAAAGCAGGCAGCUGGAAACCCAACUCCCCUCCACCUCCUUCUCUUCCACCCCUCCUGUCACACUACCUCGCUCAGCCCACCUGGCAGUAUGCUGGGCGAGCCUGGUUAGCACAGACUUGACUUAGUUAGUGUGCUUUACAAAGUAGUCUGGGAGAAUAACAAGAAUUGGAUGAACUUAUUCUAAUAUGACAUCUGUUGGAGCCUUGGUAACUUGGGAAUACUAGCUGUACUGUGGUCUACUGGCCGAGGCUGCACCGGACACAUAAAGCCUGCUCUGGAUUACUACUUAGAAGAUGUCUGAAGGACUACUUGCUGUGUACUUUUGGUUAAACCUGCCCUGGACUAAGUGAAUCCUUCAUAAACAAGUAUAGCCUAUGCCUUUACCCCUUGGACAUUUAGCUUAAACUCUUAAAUCAGACUAGCCACUUGUUAACAUACUGGAAUAGAAGAAAGGCCUACCUUUGACUACCUAAAAUAUCAGUCACCAGCGAUCUGGAGUGGUACAAACCUCCAGCACACAGAAAGAAUGCAUGAAACUGCCGAAACCAACCUAACUAAAAGCUAACCUGACUAACCAAAUAUUCUAUUUCCCCCAGUCCCCACACCCACAGAGAAACAGAAUAUAUAUGUAGAAUGAGAGAUUUAUAUCUUGAGUGUAACUCCACAGAAGACAGAGAUUGCAUCCUUUAUAUUUUUACUUCAGAGAGACAAGCUGCCUGUACACCAGAUGGUUGCCUUAGAAACCACAGUCACAAAAACAUUUUACAAAAGAAAUAAGCCAGAGAAGACGGUGCCUUUUGAUUGGUUGGUUGGUUUCCCACCAUUUCAAGAUUCAUUGAUUUAGUUGGAUGUAAACUGUUGAAGCGAACUCUGGGAUUGAAAACACGUCUGAUGACAGUUACCUGACCCCUCACAAGCCCCGCCCACUUGUCAGAGCGUUUUUUGAUUGACAGUAUUUUCCUCGCUGGGUUGAACAGUUGCCAAGCAUUUCCAUGGUGAUCACGUCAUCAUCCGUGGAGGACAAGACUGUGCCCUCGUGCAGGAUGGUCCAAUCAGAACCCUGGAUCACCUCUGCCCUGCUUCGCAAGAACAAGAGUGUAAGCAGCUCAGGAUGUCCGCCCACCUCCUCCUCCUCCUCCUCCUCCUCCUCCUCCUCCUCCACUGCCCAGGGCUUCUCCCUCGCUGAGCCAGCCAUGACAAGCCAGCACACACAUACACACCCCACCUUCAGCUCCAUCCACUCCAUGGCCGAGCAGCAGCAGGUGCUGUCUGAUAUGACCAUACUCCAGCGGAGGAUCCCCCCUAGUUUCAGAGACCCUGCCAGCGCCCCACUGAGGAAACUCUCUGUUGACCUCAUCAAAACUUAUAAGCACAUCAAUGAGGUGUACUAUACUAAGAAGAAGCGGCGGGCCCAGCAGGUCCCCCCAGAGGACAGCAGCACCAAGAAGGAGAGAAAAGUCUACAACGACGGCUACGAUGACGACAACUACGACUAUAUUGUGAAAAAUGGAGAGAAGUGGCUGGACCGCUAUGAGAUAGACUCACUGAUCGGGAAGGGCUCCUUUGGACAGGUGGUGAAGGCCUACGACCACCAUGAGCAGGAAUGGGUUGCCAUUAAGAUCAUUAAGAACAAAAAGGCAUUUCUAAACCAGGCACAGAUUGAACUACGCCUGCUGGAGCUCAUGAACAAGCAUGACACUGAGAUGAAAUAUUACAUAGUCCACCUGAAGCGUCACUUUAUGUUUAGGAACCAUCUCUGUUUGGUGUUUGAGCUGUUGAGCUACAACCUGUACGAUCUGCUGAGAAACACCAACUUCAGAGGAGUCUCCCUCAACCUCACCAGGAAAUUUGCACAGCAGCUCUGUACAGCGUUAUUAUUCCUGGCCACUCCAGAGCUGUCAAUCAUCCACUGCGACCUGAAACCAGAGAACAUCCUGCUGUGUAAUCCCAAGAGAUCUGCCAUCAAGAUAGUCGACUUUGGAUCCUCCUGCCAGCUGGGACAGAGGAUCUAUCAGUACAUCCAGAGCAGGUUUUACCGCUCUCCUGAGGUUUUGUUGGGAAUGCCGUAUGACCUGGCCAUCGACAUGUGGUCUCUGGGAUGCAUCCUGGUGGAGAUGCACACAGGAGAACCUCUCUUCAGUGGCUCCAAUGAGGUUGACCAGAUGAAUAAGAUUGUGGAGGUUCUGGGGGUCCCACCCAGCCACAUGCUAGAUGCAGCUCCUAAAGCCAGGAAGUAUUUUGACAAGCUGUCAGAUGGUCUGUGGACAGUGAAGAAGAACAAGGACAUCAAGAAGGAGUAUAAACCCCCAGCCACGCGGCGUCUCCAUGAGAUUUUGGGUGUAGAGACUGGGGGCCCGGGGGGCAGGAGGGCAGGGGAGCCAGGACACGCCCCCUGUGACUACCUGAAGUUUAAAGACCUGAUCCUGCGUAUGCUGGACUAUGACCCUAAAAGCCGUAUCACGCCAUUCUACGCCCUGCAGCACAAUUUCUUCAAGAAGACGACAGAUGAAGGAACUAACACCAGUUCAUCUACAUCCACCUCUCCUGCCAUGGACCACUCCCAUUCAACCUCCACUACUAGCUCCGUUUCUAGCUCUGGUGGCUCCAGUGGUUCUUCCAAUGACAACCGCAACUACCGCUACAGUAACCGCUACUACAACUCUGCUGUUACACAUUCAGACUAUGAGAUGACCAGCCCUCAGGCUCCCUCCCAGCAGCAGAUGAGGAUGUGGCCAGGCAGUGAUGGUGGAGGUGGGGGUCAGGACCCAGCAUACACCCAGUUGCUGCUCCACAAGCCCGCUGCCUCCCAGCAACACCAGCGCCACUUCCUGGACGCACCCCACCACCCCCACCCGACUUACUCCCACCACGGGAACGGUGGGCGCGGCCUGCGGCAGAGCGGACAGACGGGCAUUGGUGGAGGAGGGGGCCAGCAGGGAUCCUCGCCCCAGAUGAGUGACAGCAUGGAUGUGGGCGUGUCCCUAGGGCUGCACCACCUGGGGGCGGUGUCUUCCAUGGAGGCCUCUCAGUUUGGCUCGGCCUCUCUGCCCCUUGCUCUGCCAAUUGGACUGUCUGCCUUCCGGACUCGGACGGCCCCCACCGCCCCAGGGCCACAAGCCCCGCCCCCUGAGGACUACUACCCUGCCUCCAACAACAAUAACCCCGCUGCGGGGGGCAGAGGGAGGCCAGACUCAGACGAGGGGCCAGCCAACUCUUGAUAAAACCUGAACCAUGCCCUAAAGCCAUACAAUUUUAACUAAAACUACUACAACUACACACAUACAGCCAGAGUUCAGAGACAAACAGGUGAACUUUGUGCUGAAGGAGACAGUUUGUACUGCAUGAGAGGAGGAGGAGGAAGGAGGAGGAUGCUGGGAAAACUCUCCUUUUAUCCUGUUUUAGUUUGUUGUCUUUUGUUGCGACUGUAAUUGGAAAGGAAUGAUUGUGACGAGUUUGUUUUUAUUAAUAUUAUUAUUGUUGUUUAAUAUUAUUUGAUUUUUCUCGGGUUUGAGGAGUUGUGUGUUCUACUUGGUUGUUGUUUAAGCCUGGAGAGGAGGAGGAGGAUGAAGAGGGAAGAGAGAGGAGCCAUGCUUUUCCAUUUUACUCCAUAUGGUGGCUGUAAGUGGACGGAGAGCACACGUUCAUGUUCACACUGGUUAGUCAUGACAUUAGCAUAUUCAUAUUUGCAGCCCUUAGAGACAAGCAGUCUUAACACACACACACACACACACACACACACACACACACACACACACACACACACACACACAGACAGACACACACAUGUACACAGUAUAUAUAUGAAUAUACUGCAGCUUCAAGACAACAGACGCUGGGUUUCAAAGGGAGGAAACACCAACAUAUGUGUGAUUCAGGACUCAUGGAUUCUCUCUCCCGUCUGUGUUAAACUCACUUUUUCUUUGAGUUUGUGUCCUCCCUCUGUCGCUUCCGGCCUGGUAGUGACAGAGCACAGAGAGAGGGAGGCAGAGGGAGGGAGGAGAAGGUGACGGGACACUGAUGCCUUCCUGGCGCUCAUAGGGAUCUCCUUCUCCUCCUCAUCCUUCUCUUCUCCCUGCUCUCUUCUUCAUCUCCUCCUUCUCAUGCUGUGUUUCUCCUCCAGACAGCUCCUCCUCUCUGUGCUGCUAAUCACCAUGACAACUGGUCCGGAUUGCUGCUAAAGAUCCAACACAGAUCAAUAAAGAAAUAAAAAGAAAUAGAAACAGAAAUAAAAAAAAACUUUUUAACCCUUCUGCUUAAGAGAAAAGGAUAAAGUAAGAACCACUGCAUCUCAAUGUAUUUAUUACUAUUUAACAAGAAAAAACAAACUGAAAGUAACCCUUUUUUCUGCUCUUCUUUGUUUGGUUGCCUUCUUUCUGCAGGUGAGCUCUGAUUGGCUAUUGUAACAGUGACAGUAACUGGUGACAUGGGAAUGCCACCGGUUGUGGGGGCUGGGUGGAGGGGAGGGGUUGGGGCAAAAUAAAGUUGGAUAUAUAAUAAGAAUAAAGAGUAUACUUUUGCACACCAAAGUCAAACAAA